Messenger RNA from Sardina pilchardus (European sardine), 8943 nucleotides. RefSeq names its product proline rich 12b (gene prr12b). The record is from RefSeq and is a predicted model, not a curated record. The transcript has 15 exons. The coding region runs from base 101 to 7948 and encodes 2615 amino acids. NCBI's taxonomy places the organism in Eukaryota, Metazoa, Chordata, Actinopteri, Clupeiformes, Clupeidae.
GAGUGGAUCCUGGGGGGCAGCAGGGAGGAGCUUGGGGCUGUCAGGUCUGUUUGAUGCUGGGCUGCAUCACACCAGUCCCUCUGGUCCUGAUGCAUCCGUCAUGAACCUAAUAUCUGCCCUGGAGUCCCGUGGUCCACAGCCACCCCCCUCUGCCUCCUCCCUCCUCUCACAGUUCCGAACCCCUACCUGGCAGACAGCAAUGCAUUCCACUGCCCCGGCUGAGCUUUUCAUCUCUGGUGCCCUCCCUGGCUCUGGAUCUUUCCCCUCCUCCUCAGCCCUGUCAGCCUAUCAGCACCCUGCUUCGUUUUCAGGCCGCUCUUUCCCAGGGGUGGCCUCAUCGCUCUCACUCCAGGACACACCCACCUUCAGCCCCACCUCCAAUGGCCUUCUUUCGCCCCACGAUCCCCUUUUGCACAUCAAAACGCCUUCUCAGUCCAGCCUAGGCUUUGAUCGGCUGCUGUCCUCCCAGAGUGCAGCAGCCUAUAGAGGGUCCCAAGACCCAUCUGGAGGGCCCCCUCCACCGCAGGCUCCCACCUCCUCGUCCGCACGGCACUUACCGCCUCCCCAGUUCAACCUGCUCUCGUCUCAGUUACAGGACCAGUCCUCCCAGUUGUACAACAGCUCAGUUUUCUCAUCCGCCCCAGCUCCACCACAGCCACCACCCAGCCAAGAGAGGGCCAUGCCCAGGCAGGAUAGUGUGAUUAAACACUACCAGCGUCCCUCCCCUGCCCAGUCCCAGCUUCCCUCGUCCGCCCCUCACCCCCUGCAGCAUUACCUCAGCUGUGGAGCGGGAGGGUAUCAGCAGCAGAUGUCCCACCACCGACAUGGAGGGAUGUCCUGUAGCCCCCUGGGGGAUCAGAGUCCGUCCUCAGACCCCAAACCGUCACCGCGGUCGGAUCAGGUGUACCGACCCAUUAUCCAGCCCCCCUACACUUCCUCCAGUACCUCCUCAGCCUCCUCGUCGGCUGGUUCUGGAGGAGCUGUGGGCAAAGGGAGCAAAAGCUCCAGCACUAGCAGUGGCUACUCUUCCUCGGGAUCCUCUUCGUCCCGCACACCCCACACACCCCAUACACCCCACACACCCCACACACCCCACACACCGCCCUCUGCUUCCUCCACUUCCUCCUCCUCAUCCGCGUCCUCUUCAAAUUCCAACCCCAACCCAUCCUCCAGUUCCUCGUCUGCCCCCUCUAGACAACAGCCCCCGCCUCAGUCAGCCCCACCACCUCCUCCUCCACCACCACCCCCUCCACCGGUCUCCUCUACCACACAACAGCAGGCACCUCCCAAGCCCUGCCUCUCUGCCUAUGGCUCUCCUGUUGCCCCAGUCAAACCUUCUGCUGGUUUACCAGGUCAGACACCACCUCAGCAGCAGUCACAGUCUUACUCUCCAAGCCACCCACAAGCCUCCCAUCUCCCCCAGCCAUAUGGGGGUUUCAGCUCUCCCCAGGCUCAGGACCUGAGCUCUAGCACUGUUGGUGCUGGGAAAGGUUAUGGUAGCUUAGGGGCCACCGGGAGAUCCUUCUCAGCUGAGGUGGUGUAUGGUUCAGAAUCCGGAUAUGGUUCUCUGCCCCCCUCACUUGGAGGAGCAGGAAGCCCGUCACUGAGCUUUGGUGGUCCGGGACAUUCCCCCGCACUUCUGGGUAAUUCUGGAGGAGGGGGCGGUGGCUCAAGUGGGGGCAGUGUUGGGAGUGGAGGUGGGGGAAGCUCAUAUCACCUUCCGGAUUCCAGCCCAUCGCCCUCCAAUGGGUCUGGCAUAAUACGUCCAGGGAUGCACUCUCCGGCACCCACACGUCCAGCCCAGUCCCCUGGGGGAGCUGGGAGUAACAAAUAUCUUUCGUCCGUCCUCUCCCCUCCAUUCCUGUCCUCUCCCCAGGGCUACCCAGACACACGAGGUCCCCAACCCCAGCCACCCCAAUCGUAUCACCCCACCCCUCCGAAACCUAAGACUGACACCGACAUUCUGGGGGUAGAGCGACCCCAGGAAGAGGAAGAAGAGGAUGAUGACGACUUUUUAAUUCAGCACUUGUUACAUGCACAGAGCCCCACGCCCCACUCUUCCCAGCACCAUGGCCAGCCGCCCCAGGUUUCUGCACAGCAGCAGCCACAACCACAGCAGGCCCCCCAGUCCAGAGAUGGAGGCAAAAGUCUCUCAGCCUAUGAGUUAAAUAAGGCCUCCGAGGAGCGCUACCACCUUCAAAGUGUGAUCCGCACCAACAGUGCAACUAACAGCACAGCUCCUGGGUCCUCAGGGUCCGGUGUAGCAGGAGGUCUGGAGAGUCAGCUGGAAAUGACACUGAAGAAACAGCAGCAGCAUCAACAGCAGCAGCAUCAACAACAACAGCAUCAACAGCAGCAGCACCAUCACCACCAACAGGUCAAGAGUGACAGAGUUCUGCAAGGAGCAGGGGCUGGCGGGGGCCGGGGAAAUGCUGACUCCCUCCCACACCCUCAUCCCCUCGUGCCUCAUCCUCAUCCACACGACUCCCUGGGCUCUGUGGUCCACUACAGUCGGGGUGACCCUUACUCCCACCUUCCGCACCAGCACAGCCAGCACGCCCACCACUCGCAGCACCCUCAGCAUGCCCAGCACUCCCACCCACACUCGCUCUCACAGACCCACAUGGAGCUGAAGAAGCCCCCUGACCCAACGGAAAUACCCUACCUGCGGAAAACCCCUGACCUGCAGCACCAAUCCCAGUCCAGUCUCUCCCUGAUGGACUCUCCCCCUGACCAAUCUCAGCAGUCUCAGCCGGCCCAUCUUCUACAGUCCGUCCUCUCUCACACUACUCGGAACAAGAUGGAGGCCCAGCAGACCUCCCAGCAGCAACAGCAGCACUCGAUGAGCCAACAGGCCAUGAUGGGACCAAAUGGAGGUUCAGGAGCUGGAAGUGUUGGGGGAGUGGACACUCAGUCUCAGACCUCUCAGCUGCAGCUCCAACUUCAGUCCCAGGCAUUAGAGUCCCACUAUGGCCGUGGAAGUCAACGAGACCAGAGCCAAGCAAGUCAGAACUCGGUUUCAUCUCUGGAUAUGCUGGAGCGUUCCCUCUCCAGGACCAGCAGCCGAGAGGGGGCUGGCACCGACAGAGGUGGUCAUGGAAGCAUGGGAGGAGGAGAUGGGGGGAGUGGUGAUCAUCACAGACAGCAACAGCACAGGAUGCCUCCACAUCACCAGUCCCAUCACCCCCAGCCAACAGCAUCGGACCUGCACGAUUUCCUCUCUGAACCGAACUUGGGCUUAUCAGCUCCUUCCCACAUGCACCACAUGGGCCCCCAUCACCCCCAUCAACAUAGCCACCUGUCUCAACAGACACACCCCCACCACUCAGCCCACCAACACCCCCACCAUAUGCAGCCACCCUCAAGAGCCCCCCAGCCACAGACUCAAGCCCAGUCUAGGGAUCCUGAGCCUCAGCUCUCCCAAAGCCAACUGGACCAGCUCAAGGAGCACCAGUUUAACACCACAAGCCCAGUGGCUAAAACUUCUCAGAGUCAGAACCAGCAGCAACAACCAAGGUUCAUGCCUUUGACGUCCAUAAGCUUCCCAGAUUCUUUGCUCCAAGAUGAGGACAGGUCAUUUUUCCCGGGUAUGGAGGAUAUGUUUUGUUCAGAAGAUUAUAAGUCUAGCUGUGCAGGACCAGGAGGUGGAACAAACGUGCCAGGGGGACAUGAUGGAAUGUCAGAAGGACGUGGCACAGGACAGGAUGGUAUGGAUCCUGUCAAAGCAGGUGUAGAUGGCAGCGGUUAUGAUAUGAUGAGUCACCAUGGAGACCAAGGGUAUGAGCAAUACUGUCAUAGCCUCUCAGAAUCUGGAAAUAGCACCAUGCAUCUAGACCUGGAUUCUUUGAAGACCGAUGAGCUUCCAUCCACUGUCAACACUGAGCAACUGGGUCUGAUUCAGUCCCAGACCUCUGGGAUGGGUUUGGGAGGGACUGGUCCAGGAGAUGGUUCUGGAAACAAGAUGAUGGCUGGCUCUGGAGUUGGAGGAGGCUCUGGAACUGGGGGACUGACAUCUCCAAUCUUCUGCUCCUCUCGGCCCAAGAAGCUACUCAAAACCAGCUCCUUCCAUCUCCUGAAGCAGCGCAGAGACCCCAACUCUCAGCCCCAGGCCAAGAAGAACUACGCCCAGGAGUAUGAGUUUGAGGAUGAUGAGGACAAAGCCAAUGUACCUGCUGACAUCCGUCUGAACAGCCGUCGCCUUCCAGAUCUACUUCCUGACUUGGUGUCUAGCUGCCGAAAGUCCGGUGCUGGCUCCAGCAUGGACCCUCUGAGUCCACUGAUGGGUGACCUGGACUUUUGCCAGUCAUCUGGAUACUCCUCUAUAGGGCCACCUCCUCAGCUCUUGCCACGGGAAGGCCCUAAGAAGCGAGGGAGAAAGCCAACUAAACCCAAACGUGAGGGUCCACCACGGCCAAGGGGGCGGCCUCGUAUCCGUCCUCUCCCAGAGCCUCCAUACUUCAAAGGCAUAAUGGGACCUGCAGCAGGGGGUGAGACCAGAGGAAGGGGGCGUGGACGAGGUAGGGGUCGGGGCAAGAGGGACGGAUCGCUGGGCUCUGCCCCCUCCCUCGGACUGAGUCCUGGAGGUGGGCUGGACAUAAACAGAGGCCAGGAAAAGAUGAAGCACAAAGUCCCAGAGGUGAGGAGUUGUAGAGCCCUAAAGGAGAUGAACAAUAAGACGGAGGACAAAAGCCAAGAGCUGAAGUCUGGCUUCAUGGCGUCCUUCCUGGACUUCUUAAAGACUGGCAAGAAGCAGCCUACUCCUGGCGUCGACCCUGUGGAUCCUGUGUCUGUGAAAGGGGGCAUCCGGCCUCUGUCUCCUUCCCCACCACCUCCUCCCCCGCCUCCCCCGGCUCCCUCGUUUGGGGAGGGCGAAGGGGAGGGGUCCCUGGGUCUGAGCAGCUGCCCGAGCCCUUGCAAGCGACUGGACGAGGAACUGAAGAGGAACCUGGAGACGUUGCCGUCCUUCUCCUCUGACGAGGAGGACUCGGUCAGCAAGAAUCAGGACCUGCAGAAGAGCAUCUCCUCUGCCAUCUCCGCGCUCUACGACACGCCGCACAGCCUGGUGGCAGCACCACCGCCUCGUACGCCCUCCCCACCAACUCCACAUGUGGAGCAGACCCCUUCGCCCAUUAACACGCCACCCCCUAUUCAGGUCGAGCCUGAGCCUGUCACUCAAACACCUGUUCAACCAAUGGAAGAUGAGGAGGACAAGGAAGAAGAGACACCACCAGCACUGGUAGCCAAUGGGCAGAGCCCACAACCUCAACCUCCCACCCCAGAGCAGACUGAGGAGCAACAGCAAACAGAGAUGGUGGAGCCGAGACUGGAAGAGGAGGAGGAGGAGGAGGAGGAGAUGGAGAUGGAGGAGGAGGAGGAGGAGGAGCAGGAGCAGGAGCAGGAGCAAGAGCAGGAGCAGGAUCAAGAGCAAGAGGAAGAGCAGGUGGAGGAGCAAGAACAGGAGAAGACCAGAGAAGAGGAGAGAGUUGAGCAAAGAGAGGCAGAGGAUGAGGAGAUGGAUGAGCCGGAGUAUGAGAUGCUGGGGCGUCCUAGUGUUGAAGAUUCUCCAUCUGCACCACCGCCCGCUCCCGCUGCCUCCCAGCCCUCACCCCCCUCUCUCUCCCCCUCGCCCCCCACAUCCUCCUCUCCCUCCCCACUUCCUCCUCCUCCACUGUCCCUCCCGUCUCCUCUUCCAUUAGAAGAAGAGGAGGAGGAGGAAGAGGAGGAGGUUCCCCAGCCUCAGCAUCCUGAGGAGGAGGAGGAGGAGGAGGAAGAGGAGGAGCAGCAGGCCCCACCUCACAGUCCCUCACCUCCCGUCCUUCCCUGUCAUUCUCCCCUCGCCCCAGCCUCCUCCCCCUCCCCUUCCUCACCCUCCCCUCCCUCCUCGCCGACCGCUGUUAAUGAGGAGGAGCUUAGUCCGGAGCCUAUGACGCCGCCGACCCCUGAGGACGUGUCCAUGCGCAAGAUCACCUCGCUGCACCUGGCCAAGAAGCAGGCCGAUGUGGCCAUCGUGGGCGAGAGUGAGGAAGACGACAGCGAGAGUGGAGGGGAGGGCAUCUUCAGGGAGCGAGACGAGUUCGUGGUGCGUUCGGAGGACAUUCGGACUCUGAAGCUGGCCCUGCAGACAGGCCGAGAGCCUCCCCCCAUCUGGAGGGUGCAGAAGGCCCUGCUACAGAAGUUCGCCCCCGAGAUCAAAGACGGGCAGCGCCAAUUCUGUGCCACCAGUAAUUACCUUGGAUAUUUCGGUGAUGCCAAGAUUCGCUACCAGCGCCUAUAUGUGAAGUUUCUCGAAAAUGUCAAUAAAAAGGAUUAUGUGCGCGUGUGUUCACGGAAACCCUGGCACCGGCCUGGACUCACACUACGACGCCAGUCACUUCCAAAGGUGCCACCUGUUACCCGCAGCCAAACUCCUCCUAGAGUGGAGAGGGAUGAGAGAGAGAAGGAGAGGCAGCGAGAGAGGGAGCAGAGAGAACAGAGGGAGAGAGAGAAGGAGAAAGAGAAGCAGCAAGUGAGGGAGAGGGAGAAGGAGAAACAACAGGAGAGGGAGAGAGAGAAGGAGAAGCAACAAGAGAAGGAGAGAGAGAAAGAAAAAGAGAAACAGCUGGAGAGGGAGAGAGAGAGGGAAAAGGAUAAACAUCAAGAUAAGGGGAGGGAAAGAGAGAGGGAGAAAGAGAAACAGCAGGAGAGAGAGAGGGAGAAGGAGAAACAGAAAGAACGGGAGAGAGAGCAAAAGGAGCUGAAGGAGAAGAAAGAAAGGGAACAAAAAGAAAGGGAGAAAAGGGAGAGAGAACAAAAAGAAAAGGAGAGAAGAGAAAAGGAGCAAAAAGAAAGAGAACAGCGCGAGAAAGAACGGAGAGAGAAAGAGAAGGAGAGGGAGCGGGAACAGAGGGAGAGGAGAGAAAGAGAAAGGGAGAGAGAGAAGGAGAAAGAAAAGGAGAGGGAGCAGAGGGAAAGAGAGAGGAGAGAUAAAGAGAAAGAGAAAGAGAGAGACAGGGAACAACGAGAGAGGGAGCUAAAGGAAAAAGAAAAAGAGAAGGAGAGGGAGCGAGAGAGGAGGGAAAAAGAGAGAGAGAGGGAAAAGGAGAAACAGCAAGAGAGGGAGAAGGUGAAGGAGAAAGAGAAGAAGCCUCAGACAACACCACAGGAUAAGGUGGAGAAGAGGGGAGUGGUGGUGGAAAGAGGGCGAGGCAGGGAGGAGAAGAGAGGAGGAGGAGGAGGAGGAGGAGAGAAGAAGGUGGAGCGGCCCCCAAGGGUGCGGCCAGUGAAGGUGAAGGCAGAGCCUCCGCCCAAGAAGAGGAAGAAGUGGCUGAAGGAGGUGGCGUCAUCCUCCGACUCCGACUCCUCCCCCGAGCCUCACAGUGAAGAUGAAGCUGUAGUGGUCCGCGGGAUGAACAACCGUGCCAUGCGGGAGAUAUUCCGCAGCUACGUGGAGAUGCUGGUCAGCACAGCGCUGGACCCUGAUAUGAUCCAAGCUCUGGAGGACACCAAUGAUGAGCUGUAUCUCCCGCCCAUGCGCAAGAUUGACGGCAUCGUCAACGAGCAGAAGAGGAGACUGCUGAGGAGAGUCAACAUGAGCUCCCAACACCAGGAGGCUCUACACAUGUUCCCCCAGAUGACCGCUGAUCCGCUGGACUCGGGAGCUGUGCGUGUGCACUUGGCCGGUGAGGGCUACAACCGUAAAACCCUCAACCGUGUCAAGAGGAGCUUUCCCAAGCAACAGGACCUGAAGCUGUCCACGGAGGCCUGCAGGACGUACAGCCUCUACCAUUCCCUCCAUCAUUACAAAUAUCACACCUUCCUGCACUGCAAGAAAGAGACGGACAGCAUAGAGCAGGCAGCGGAGGAUCCCGGGCAAGAGGAAGUGGUUCAGCAGUGCAUGGCCAAUCAGGGCUGGCUGGAGACGCUCUUCAACUCCUUUCUGGACCUAUUGACCCUCAGCACCAAAGCCUAAAGGGGUAGAGCUUUGAGAAAGACUGAACCAUUACACAGCCUCGGGGGAGGUCUGGAUUAGCCCAUUCCUCUCCGGUGGGGUCCAAGCUGUCGGAUUUCCUGAAGAGAUUAGAGUUUGACGUGAAAAGAUUUUUUUUGUGAAGUAUUUUUGUUUUGUUUUGUUUUUACAAAUACUGCUGACAUUUUCACCAGUGGAUGAGGCGGUACGGAGAGACAGAAAAGGAGAGGAAUUAGAAAAACAAAAAUAGUGAAUGUGAGGAACACCUGCAGAAAACCAGAGGAAAACCACGGAGGCGUUCUGUGCUUCGGGAGAGCCGGAAUCUGACAGCUGUGUUCUGCGCAAAACAUAUCCUCUUAAAUAUAUAAAUAUGUAUUAUCAACAAUUAUUAUUUGUAUUAUUUAUACUUGGACAUUUUUAUCAAGUAUUCCCUCAAGUCGGGGCAAUUUACUGUUAUUAUUUUAAAUAAUGAUGAUAUUUUAAUGGGGUUCUCAUGAAAUGGCUCACCCAUAAUUCCCUGUUCCUUCUGUGCCCAAGGCUCAGUGAUUAAAAACUACAAUUCUUGGGGCAGGGCAUGCAGAAGGGGGCGUGGCUUAAACAGAGUGUCUGAUGUCAUUUUUUAUGUCUCCAUUCUGAAGAAACGAGGAAGGAGAAAUGUAUUUAAGCUAAAUAAUGUGUUCUUUCUGUUCUUUAAAAGACUAUGAGAGAGGCAAAAAAAAGUGUUACUUGUUUGUUUUCUGAGAGAAACCGCAGUGGUUCUGGGGGAAGCUGUAACAGUUCUUCUAUUUGUUUUGUUUUGUUUUUUUCAAAGUGUACAAAACGUCUGUGUUCAGUGUUUAUGUUUUUUAUCUGUUGGUUGUUAUGAUGCUAAUAUUAAGGAUUAUUAUUUGGAGCUUUAGCUCUCGGUUUGAUCUCUGUGUGUAAAUAUUGUACAGUUGCUCUAUGGAGCCUCCAUCUCCCUGUCCGUAUUCUGUAAAUGGGUCUCUACGUCUUUGAAA